AUAAUAGGACAAAAAGGUUAUGUUACGAUAUCUUAAAAAUUUACGAAAAAAAUAAUAAUGGAAAUAAUCAUAGAACUUCCUCAAGAUAUUAAUAAACUGUGUCGCACCUGCAUGGAUAUCGUUAAAAGUGAAAAUAAAAGGGACAUCUUCACCGUGGAGAAUGAAGAUUUACUCUUAAUGUUAAAAAACGUCAUCUGCGUAAAAAUUUCUGCACAAGACGGUCUUCCUAAGUAUUUAUGCGGUGAGUGCGUUAAAAAACUUGAAUUCGCGUACAGUUUUAAACAACAAUGCGAAGACACUUACAUUAAUUUUAAAGGAUUCUUAAAUCCUAACCAAGAAGAACAACCGGAAAGCACUGAAAAUACGCUUAAAUUGGAAGAUUUGAAUAAAUUUAUUUGCGUCGUGUGUUCGGAGAGGUUUCCUUCACAGUAUUCGUUAAGUAGACAUGAAAUAAUUCACGAUAAAUCUAAAUCCCUUACAAGCAGGUUUGAAAGUAGUAAUAACACAGAGGAGGAACAAGAAUAUGACGAAAAAUUGGUAGGGGGUGAUGUUUUAGAAUUAAUUGAUGAACGUAAAAACAAUGGUAUUCAAAGGAUGGAAAUAGAAACGAUCGAGGUGAUUGAAGCAAAUGAAAGCACAAUUCUUAUUGAUAACUUAAAUGAAAAUAAUGGAGUAAAAACUUGUGAUAUAUGCAAUCGAGAAUACCCAGAUCAUUUAACUUUAUGUUUUCAUUUUAUAAAUCAUGCUUUAUUAAUUGAAAGUGAUACAGACCCAGAUAUUUUCCAACAAUAUUUUUUUUGCGAUUGUUGUGGGGAAACUUUUGAGACUAAAAGUGACAUUGAUAACCACAUGUUGAACUGCUUUUCAAAUAAAAUGAUAUAUAAAUGUGAUAAAUGCGAAAUUCAAUUUAAAACGGAUAUUGACCUCUUAAAACACGACGAACAAGAACAUAAAUUACUUAAUAACUUAUCUUGGAAUGAAGUGUUUUUAAAAACGAUUGAAAAAAAUGAAUUUGUUUGCCCGAUUUGUACCGAAUCUUUCGCUACAAAACAUGCUUUAACUGUGCAUUCAGUUAAACACGUUUUAAAACAAGUUACUUGUAGGAUUUGCAAGAAAACGUUUUGUUCGCAAAUUGCUUGUAAUAACCAUUUGAAAAUUCAUCCGAAUUAUAAGCACGUUUGUGAGCGAUGUGGUCGUUGCUUAGGGAGUAGACAUGCUUUAAAAACACACAUUAUGGGGGUACAUUCAACGUCGAGUAACUAUGUGUGUACGGUUUGCUCAAAAAAAUUUAAAACACCAAGUCGGUUAUAUAUUCAUAAAUUAAUUCAUAAAAAGGAUAAGAAAUACGAUUGUAGACUUUGUGGUUAUAAAACAAACAAUGUGGGAGAUUUAAAGGUUCACAAUAGGAUUCAUACUUUAGAGAGGCCCUAUAAAUGCAACUUUGUUAAUUGCAAUCGAAUGUUUAAAACGUCCAGCCACUUAAAUGAACACAUCCAAAGACAUUUACAAAUUAAAAAGUACCAGUGUGAUCAAUGCCAAAUGGUUUUUGGACAUCAACAUACAUUAAAAAUGCACAUAAUGGUACAUACAGGGGAAAAGCCGUUUAAUUGUGAAGUGUGUGGAUUGAAAUUUCGCCGAAAACACCACCUAAAAAAUCACAUGAAGCAACAUGAACCUCAAGAAAUAGAUGAAUUUGAAACUAUUAAUAUUAAUAUUUAAUUAAUUUAAAUCAAAUUUUGUU
Onthophagus taurus is the source of this 1741-nucleotide messenger RNA. Its product is annotated as zinc finger protein 260-like. Lineage: Eukaryota; Metazoa; Arthropoda; Insecta; Coleoptera; Scarabaeidae. Gene Ontology annotation, cellular component: nucleus. Gene Ontology annotation, molecular function: zinc ion binding; RNA polymerase II transcription regulatory region sequence-specific DNA binding; DNA-binding transcription factor activity, RNA polymerase II-specific. The record is from RefSeq and is a predicted model, not a curated record. Gene Ontology annotation, biological process: regulation of transcription by RNA polymerase II.